Molecule: messenger RNA, 1129 nt
Organism: Zingiber officinale
Lineage: Eukaryota; Viridiplantae; Streptophyta; Magnoliopsida; Zingiberales; Zingiberaceae
Product: probable isoaspartyl peptidase/L-asparaginase 2
Exons: 3
Coding region: 91-1059 (322 amino acids)
Molecular function (GO): hydrolase activity
Source: RefSeq, a predicted model, not a curated record
GCAACCGCCAGGGUACUUUCGAACAAUCACGAUUCACGAGCCGAUCCAUUUACCACGGCAGCGGCGGCGGCGAAGAGAAGCGAAGGGAAAAUGGUGGGCUGGGCAAUCGCCGUGCACGGUGGAGCGGGCGUCGACCCCUCGCUCCCCGCCGAGCGCCAGGAGGCGGCGCGACGGGUGCUUUCCCGCUGCCUGGCCCUGGGCGCGUCGGCGCUCCGCGCCGGCCGCGCCGCCGUCGACGUGGUGGAGAUGGUGGUGCGGGAUCUGGAGACGGACCCGGUGUUCAACUCCGGCCGCGGGUCGGCGUUGACGCGGGACGGGACGGUCGAGAUGGAAGCCAGCAUCAUGGACGGCCGCGGCCGCCGGUGCGGCGCCGUCUCUGGCCUCACGACCGUCAAGAACCCCGUCUCGCUCGCUCGCCUCGUCAUGGACCGCUCGCCCCACUCCUAUCUCGCCUUCGACGGCGCAGAGGAGUUCGCGCGUCAACAGGGCGUCGAAGUGGUGGACAAUAGCUAUUUUGUCACAGACGAGAACGUGAGCAUGCUGAAGCUUGCAAAGGAGGCCAACAGCAUCCUGUACGAUUACAGAGUGCCGAUUCCGGAGACUUGCAGCGCCGGCGCCGGCGCCAUGCAGAUGAAUGGGCUCCCCAUCAGCAUCUAUGCGCCGGAGACCGUGGGAUGCGCGGUGGUCGACGCGAACGGGCACUGCGCGUCGGCGACAUCCACCGGGGGUCUGAUGAACAAGAUGUGCGGGCGGAUCGGCGACUCGCCGUUGAUCGGAGCAGGGACGUACGCGUGCGGGGCGUGCGCGGUGUCGUGCACGGGGGAGGGGGAGGCGAUCAUCCGCAGCACCUUGGCGCGUGACGUGGCGGCGGUGAUGGAGUACAAGGGGAUGCGGCUGCAGGAGGCGGUGGACUGGGCGAUCAAAGAGAGGCUGGACGAAGGCAAGGCGGGACUCAUCGCCGUGUCCGGCGACGGCGAGGUGGCCUUCGGGUUCAAUACGGUGGGGAUGUUCAGGGGAUGCGCCACCGAGCAGGGGCUCAUGGAGGUGGCCAUUUGGUAAUGAUUAGGACGAGAUUGCUAGUAAUUUGUGUUAAUGAAUUCAAUAAUAAUAAUUAAAUAUUAAGAUAAAA